This is a messenger RNA of Myotis brandtii (Brandt's bat), 1514 nucleotides long. It is a transcript of the gene PTGR3, whose product is annotated as zinc binding alcohol dehydrogenase domain containing 2. Gene Ontology annotation, molecular function: oxidoreductase activity; zinc ion binding. The transcript is spliced from 2 exons. Bases 511 to 1275 code for a protein of 254 amino acids. Gene Ontology annotation, cellular component: mitochondrion. Lineage: Eukaryota; Metazoa; Chordata; Mammalia; Chiroptera; Vespertilionidae. The record is from RefSeq and is a predicted model, not a curated record.
CCGUUCGCCUGCGUCCCCACACCCCGGCGCGCUCGGUGCACAGCCUGACUUUGCGAGAUUCUGGGAAGUUGAACCCGCCGCCAUCUGGCGAAGGCGAAUGUAAUGUGACUGUUGCUGUUGUGAAUAUCCGAUGCCACCGAACGUCCUCAUAACUGGGGGUUAUUUUAAUUUGGGAUUCCCCUCCCCUCCCCCAGUCCUCCCUCCUCCCCCUCCCGCUCCCGAAAUAAAACCGAGGGGACCCAGAAGCCGAGGCUUCCCGCCUGGCCCACCCGCGCGCACCCAGGGCUCCUGCGUUCACAUAGCCUUUAGGGUGGAGCAGGAACAGCCUGGACCCAAGCUGCGACCUUUAGAUUUGUCGGUGUUAAUGCAUCUGACAUCAACUACUCAGCAGGACGAUACGACCCUUCAGUCAAGACCCCCUUCGAUGUAGGUUUUGAAGGUGUGGGUGAGGUGGUCGCCUUGGGCCUCUCCGCCAGUGCCAGGUACACAGUUGGCCAGACUGUAGCUUACAUGUCACCGGGCUCUUUUGCUGAGUACACAGUGGUGCCGGCCAGCAUUGCCACUCCAGUGCCCUCUGCCACACCCGAGUACCUCACCCUGCUUGUAAGUGGUACCACCGCAUACAUCUGCCUGAAAGAGCUCGGCGGGCUGAAGGAAGGGAAGAAAGUGCUGGUGACGGCAGCGGCUGGGGGGACAGGCCAGUUUGCCGUGCAGCUUGCAAAGAAGGCCGGGUGCCACGUCAUCGGAACCUGCUCUUCUGAUGAGAAGUCUGCUUUCCUGAAGUCUGUCGGCUGCGAUCAUCCCAUCAACUAUAACACUGAGCACGUGGGUACCGUCCUGAAGCGAGAGUACCCCGGAGGCGUGGAUGUGGUCUAUGAAUCCGUGGGGGGUGCCAUGUUUGACUUGGCGGUAGAUGCCUUGGCCACCAAAGGGCGCCUGAUAGUAAUUGGGUUUAUCUCUGGCUACCAAACUCCUACUGGCCUUUCGCCUGUGAACGCAGGAACAUUACCCGCCAAACUGCUGAGGAAAUCCGCCAGCAUCCAGGGCUUCUUUCUAAACCAUUACCUUUCUGAGUACAGAGCAUCCAUGGACCACUUGGUCAAGAUGUGUACCAGUGGAGACCUCGUGUGCCAGGUGGACCUGGGUGACCUGUCCACAGAGGGCAGGUUUACUGGCCUGGAGUCCGUGUUCCGGGCUGUCGAUUACAUGUACAUGGGGAAAAACACGGGGAAGAUUGUAGUUGAAUUACCUCACCCUGUCAACAGCAAGCUGUAAAAACCGAACAAUGGCAUAAAUCAGAAGAGAAAGGAAGUGGGUACUUGAUGCUUCAGAAUCACUCAAAUCAAUUUAUUUUCAGUCAUUAAUGGAGAUAAUAUUUCUUAAAAUGAAAGUAAGUUGUUACAACAUAGGUUUCUCUUUUUCUUCCCUUUUUUCUUUUUUUAUCCCUCUCUUGAAAAAAAAAAGUGCUAAUAAAACUUCCCUCCAUGGCUCAGAGGUAAAACCUUUACAUUCAA